Ctenopharyngodon idella (grass carp) is the source of this 1738-nucleotide messenger RNA. It is a transcript of the gene trmt10b, whose product is annotated as tRNA methyltransferase 10B. NCBI's taxonomy places the organism in Eukaryota, Metazoa, Chordata, Actinopteri, Cypriniformes, Xenocyprididae. Gene Ontology annotation, biological process: tRNA N1-guanine methylation. Gene Ontology annotation, cellular component: nucleus; nucleoplasm. The transcript has 7 exons. The record is from RefSeq and is a predicted model, not a curated record. Gene Ontology annotation, molecular function: tRNA binding. Bases 711 to 1496 code for a protein of 261 amino acids.
UUGAUUAUAUUGACAAAUUAUUGGCUUUAAAAAUGUGCUAUGGCGAAAAAUGCAGCUAUGAACAAUGCAGCGAUAUUUUAAAAAUUCUAUACACAUUAUUCUAAGUAGCCUAUAUAAUUAUUCAUGCAAAAUGCGUCCAAAGUAAAAAAAUAAAAAAAUAAAAAAAUAAAAAGCAACAGUGUGGCCGUUACGUCAUAACAGUGCGCCCGACUCUCACGAGUUGAAAAUAUCGCAGUUGUACUAUUUAUGUCGUUUACAAGUUCUUUAAAAAGCUUUUUAGGAUCGCUGUAUCUUUUUAUGUGUUUAUAGGUCUCAUGUAUAUCCGUUUUGUGUUGCUUUCUCUUUCAGUUUGCCGGAGAAGACGAUCUUUAGCAGCAUAGCACUUUAGUUUCACUUUAUCAGUAUCAGAGAUCCUCAUUUUCUCCUGACACACAUUUAUACUAGAACUAUUGUGAUUUCCGUUGAUUUGUGGGGAAUAUACACAAAUGGAAAAAACGCUACAUGAGAGCUGUUGUUAUGCAGACGGGGAGUCGAAACGAAACGACGCUGCGGUCGCAGAUUUAUUGGACUUUAUGCGCAUCGACGUGGACCUCGAGCCCGUGUGUGCCGACAGAGAGGAAACCUCGUGCUCUGUAAGAUGAGUCAUAAUAUUGAGACAAAUAUCAUUUCCUAGUGUGUCACUUAUUUUACUGCUUCGACAGAAAAAUGUCAUGCGCAAGCAGCGUAACUGGGAGAGAAGACUGGAGGUGAAAAAGAGCAAAAGAAAAGAGGAAAAACAAAGAAAGAAGCUCAACAGACAAAAUAAAGAUGUGAAUGAGCCACAGCUCAGCAAACGCAUCAUUAAAGCGAUUACCAAAGAAAGACUGGAGGAGGCCAGAGCAGCAGGACUGCGUCUGUGUGUCGACCUCAGCAUGACUGAAUGCCUGUCAGCAAAAGAAAUCAGUCGACUUGCAGGUCAGAUCAGGCGCCUCUAUGGAUCCAAUAAAAAAGCCUUACAGCCAUUCCACAUUUUCCUGACAGAAUUCAAGGAGGACAGUCUGCUGUAUAAGGAGUGUGUUCGGAUGAAUGACGGCUUCCUGAAUUAUUUGAUUGAUGUGACGGAGGAGAGCUGGUUUCAUCUGUUUCCCUCUGAAGAUGUGAUAUAUUUAACCCCAGACGCAAGUGAAGCUUUAGAAUAUGUGGAGGAUGAUAAAGUUUAUAUCCUUGGAGGUUUAGUGGAUGAAACCAUACAAAAGAAAAUAAGCUACACGAGGGCGAAUGAGCUCGGCAUUCGUAUGGCACGGCUGCCUAUUGACGAGUACAUGGUGAAGAGACCAAACCCCAAGAACUUCCACUCCAAAAUCCUAGCCAUCAACCAAGUGUUUGAAAUCCUACUGACAUUUCGGGACACCAAAGAUUGGACUAAAGCACUUGUCGCUGGAAUCCCUCCUGGAAAAGGUUACAUGUUGGCCUCAGCAGCAUCUACAGAUGUGAUAAACCCCCAUGAGGAGCUGUAGACACUCACUGUAGAGUGUCUUGAGCAAUAUACAGUGACAGUGUUAUAAAAUCAUCUAUAUUAGAUAACUUAAUGUCUGACGUGAAUCAGUAAGAUUCAAAAUCCUUGACUGCAUCUUUUGUAUCAUGUUUGAUUUAUUUUAAAUGCUCUCAUUCAGUUGUCUCAAGGAUAGUUUCCACACAGUCAAAAACUGAACUGAUGGAUUUUUGUCAGCAUUAAAGCCACUGGAUCAUAUCACUGAUA